Messenger RNA from Brugia malayi, 1146 nucleotides. RefSeq names its product MRPS35 protein, putative (gene Bma-mrps-35.2). Gene Ontology annotation, cellular component: mitochondrial small ribosomal subunit. Gene Ontology annotation, biological process: mitochondrial translation. Lineage: Eukaryota; Metazoa; Nematoda; Chromadorea; Rhabditida; Onchocercidae. Gene Ontology annotation, molecular function: structural constituent of ribosome. The record is from RefSeq and is a predicted model, not a curated record. Bases 1 to 1146 code for a protein of 381 amino acids. The transcript is spliced from 9 exons.
AUGUUAACUCUUCGAAUUUGCACACGAAUUUGCACACGAUCGGAUACAAGCACAUGUCGUUUGCAAUCAACGUUAGCUGAAAAAAUGAAACAAGCUGUUUCCGGAAUCAACCCUAAUGAUAGUGAAGAAGAACAGAAACGAAUUUUGAGUGAAGAACGAGACAGUAAAGGUGAGCCGUUUCGUCCAGUAUUUUUAUAUCCAAAACGCAAAUUACGCAUGCAGUUAAACAUCGAAAGGGAAACAGGCCAAAUGAAAGUGCAAAGUUUACCACGUGGUGAUAUAUUUCAACGAAUGAUGGUUCGUCGGCCACGAAAAGAGGAAAUGAGUACCGAACAAGAUUGGCCAAGUGUUUGGCCAGUAGCACGUUCAUUUCGAUCCUCUGUGGUACCACUUCCAAUUCGGAUGGGUGCUAGGAGGCAUCCAGAAAGGAGAGCACCUUUUAAAACGGAAGGUAAUUUAGAAUUGGUCAAAAUACCAAAUUUUCUUCAUCUUACUCCAGCAGCUAUUGAAAGGCAUUGUAAUGCAAUUAAAAAAUUUUGUACAAAAUGGCCAGAAAAAUUGGAUGAUAAUGCACGUCAUAAAUUUUUCCCUUUAACAGUGUCUUAUUGUGAUUACGUACAUCAGGGUAACUCGUUACGUGACAUGCGUUCACGUGUCAUUAUUGUUCAGCUUAAGUUAUCCGCACUUUAUUUGGAUGAUCAUGCUGUUGAUAAACUAAUUCGAUUAGUAGGCGAUAGGUAUAAUCCUGAAAAUGAUAUGCUAACAAUUGUAACUGACAGGUGUUUUACAAGAAAACAAAACUAUGAUUAUGCUAUGUAUCUUCUCAUUGCUUUAUAUAAUGAAUCUUUUAAAGUUGAAGAUUGGGAAGUAAAGAAACCCGAGGAUAUCCGAUUAAUAUCACGAACAAUUGAUUUCAAGGGUUCCAAAAUGGAAAAUGACUUGCAAAAUUUACUUAUUAACAUGAAGGAAGAAAAGGGAAAUGAAACAAUUACGAUGCAAAAAAUGGACUCGAAACUGGAGGAAUUUAGUAAAUCAUGGGAAAAUUACCGAAAUAGUAAAGAGACAUUCGAAACAGUUCGCAAUUAUGCAGAAUCAAUCAAAAAAUUACUUGGAAUUUCUCAAUCACUGGAUCAAUCGGCACCAUAG